AUGUUCCAGGGUUGUGGGAUGGACACGGAGGCAGGCAGGCAGAAGCACGGGGACGGAACGGCGGACAUCAAGAAUUGUCACACUAAGUCAGGGCUCUGCGUCUGCGGCCGUCAUGCGCAUUCCUGGCUGGUGCGCUCACUUGCCGCACUCGCGGGCGACGGCGGCGGCGACGGCGGCGAGACGCAGCGGGUGUCGCGUUUCGCCCUGGGAGAAACCGAGCCAUAUCGCGGCCGCCCUCACCUGUUCGGGCACCUUCGUGCAACUCUGCGGCUGCAGCCACGGGAGAAGACGGCUGCUCUUGGCGAUUGUGGAGGUGGUGUUGGUGUCGGUUUUGUUGUCGCUGUAGCUGGUCUUGUAGCUGGUGGUCUUGGUAUUGCUAAUGAUGUUGCUGGUAUUGUCGCUGCUACUGGACUAUAUUAUUCUUAUUUGAUUCACAACAACGGAUAUGUAUCAUGUUUUAAUGUUUUUCUCUCUCUUCCUCAGGAUGUGAUACACACCAUUUGCCAGCCCUACGGAAAUGUCCUGCGUAUCGUUAUCUUCAAGAAGAAUGGCGUCCAGGCCAUGGUUGAGUUCGACGGGAUCGAGCCGGCCACCCGGGCGCGAGAGGGACUCCAGGGCGCCGACAUCUACUCCGGAUGCUGCACCCUCAGGAUAGAGUACGCAAAGCCAACGAAACUGAAUGUGUACAAGAAUGACGCGGAGAGCUGGGACUUCACAAACCCCAAUGUUGGAAUGAAGGAACCCCAGAACAACGGCAGUGGGGGCGGCGGAGGAUCUUCUCGCCCUCCCCUCCUGCAGGAGCCUCGCGGUUUCGGCAUGAACGCUGCACCCUUCAGAGGCGGCAUGAACGGACAAAUGGGCGGCCCACGCAACUCAGCCGGCGCCCUCUUCAACAGCCCCAUGCCUGACAGGUUCGGUAUGAACAAUGGAAUCAGUAACGGCGGACUGCGCGGUGGCGGCCUCGUGGGCGGCGGCGGCGGCCCCGGCCAGGGCGGUCCCUUCAUGGGCGGCGCUGGCGGACCCGGAGGUGCCUCCCUGCAGGCCAUGGGACAGCCCCAGCCCGGCAUCCCACAACAGGGCGCCGUCCUCAUGGUAUACGGACUCAACAAGGACAAGAUGAAUGCCGACAGGAUCUUCAACUUGCUAUGUCUCUACGGCAAUGUUGUCAGGAUAAAGUUCCUGAAGACGAAGGAGGGGUGCGCCAUGGUCCAGAUGGGUGACGCGCUGGCGGUUGAGCGCGCUGUGGCCAACCUCAACAACACGACAUUCUUCAGCUGCAAGAUGCAACUUGGAUACUCAAAGCAGGCCUUCCUUGCUGAUGUCCAGCAGCCAUAUGACCUGCCCGAUGGAACCCCCUCCUUCAAGGACUACAUGGGCAACAAAAACAACAGGUUCAUUAACCCGGAAAUGGCAUCCAAGAACAGGAUACAGCCUCCAUCCAAGAUCCUGCACUUCUUCAACACUCCUCCUGGCCUGGAUGAGGACCAGCUUAAACAGGUGUUCAUUGAUGGGGGAGUCACAGAACCUAAGAGCAUCAAGCUGUUCCCAUCAAAGAGUAAGUGUGAGUGAAUCAUUGGGAAAGACGCAGGAU
Molecule: messenger RNA, 1591 nt
Organism: Penaeus monodon (black tiger shrimp)
Lineage: Eukaryota; Metazoa; Arthropoda; Malacostraca; Decapoda; Penaeidae
Gene: sm
Product: heterogeneous nuclear ribonucleoprotein L-like
Exons: 12
Coding region: 1-1569 (522 amino acids)
Biological process (GO): mRNA processing; regulation of RNA splicing
Cellular component (GO): nucleus
Molecular function (GO): mRNA binding
Source: RefSeq, a predicted model, not a curated record